CACCAGUUUUUAGCAGAACCCAUGUCAAAGCUGCACAAUAAUAAGAUCUUCCCGUCUAGAUCUCCACGAUCUGCCAAGACUAAUGCUUCAGGGAUAAAAUAAUGAGAUCGGCCGCUCCUGGAGAUUGACAUGUCAGAAAUCAGUAAUGAACUUGUCGAUUGGGGACAUGUGUACGCGAUUAGUCAAUAGUGCGAUGCGUGGCUUGAUGUCAAUGACGUAGAUGGUCUAAGUCAACCCGUCAUGACACUAGGCUAACAACAAACCCCUUGAACGCAGAUAUAACUCUUUACGGAAGCGCUUUUGGCGACUUCGGGUAUGACUGCAUAGGUCAGUUGUACAUAUCAAUGUGAUUUGAUUAGUAUCUCAGGAUUCAUUUAAUCGCGACAUUGGACGAGAACGCACCUCAUGGCCGAGGACGAGCAAAAUGGACGGAAGUCCCACGAUGGGCGGAAGCGCGUGCUCAUUGUUGGUGCCGGAGCUGCUGGUAUGUCUACGGCACAUCAUCUUUCUCAGCAUCCCGAGAUGUUUGAUGUAACACUCAUUGAUGCCGUGGAUUAUUGUGGCGGGCAGGCUUUCUCUAUUCCUAUAAACAAGGAGCGCUAUGGAGCAUCAUGGUGCAACCAAGGUGUGCAGGGUGGCUCUUACAUCUUCCACCAUACCCUCACCAUGUUCAACAGACAGGGCUACCAUGCGGAUCCUGUCAAGCUGCAUGUUUCUUUCGGCAAAGACAAAAUAUUUUGGUCCAACGUGUUUCCGACGGAGAUCCUCGUUAAACACCAGAAGGAGGUGUAUCGUUUUGACAAGGUGCUCAAGUUCAUGCGCUGGUUCGAGGUCUUCUUCAUGCUUCUUCCCUUGAGACUGGUCUUGAAGAUGUUUCUUUUCUCUGAGGAAUUUAUUAACAUAAUCGCACUCCCUAUGACAGCACUCUUCCUUGGCACUGGCAAUGCAACGCCCGAGGUUCCUACUGUUAUGCUCGAACGUCUAUGCACCGCUCCGACUUACGGCAUGUGGUAUCCCACCGACCCAAAUACAGUUGUGAAUAAUAAACCACCCAUGGUCGUCUUCCCGAAAUUCUCAGAGUUUUACAGCACUUGGAAGGAGGAUCUACUCUCGAGAGGCGUCACCGUUCGUCUCUCCACCGAGCUGAGUGGAAUUGUGCAGCGAAACAAGCGUGGCGUUAUUGUCAGGCUGAAGCCGAGGACUCCCCAGCCAGAUCAUCAUAACCCUGUUCUCGGAGACCCGGACGCGCCCGAGCACGAGGAGUACUACGACGAGCUAGUUCUUUGCUGUCUUGCAGAUACAGCAAAGAGGGUCCUUGGCAGCACUGCGACCUGGAGAGAGAAGAAGGUUCUUGGCUCCGCCAAAUUCAGCGACGACAUCACCAUCACUCAUAACGAUUCUGACUACAUGAAGAAACACUACGAGAACUUUUACCGCGAGGACCUUGCCGUUACCGAAACCAGAGGACGGGAUGAAACCUCGCGGCUCAAUUUCGCUGCCCAGGACUUCCGUCCCAUGUACUACAUAAAGAUGUACCCCGAGGACCGCUCAAAGCUGGAAAUGUGUUUCGACACCACCAACUAUCAGAGUCAAUUCCCGGAGAAUGUUCCCUUUGAGCAGCACGUCUUCCAAACCAUUUUUUUGAACAAGGACCGGGACAGCAAGCUGUGGACUGACCACGAGAUUCGUGAGGAUAAGAUCAUCCGUAAGGACUGGUGGCAUCAGCUAUGCCACAGCUAUACACACUACCUCUUUGUCGUCCCUUGGAUGAUGUUCCUCCAGGCCAAGAACCACACGCGCUUCGCGGCCGCGUGGACGCUAGUCAACGCCCAUGAGACCGCAAUCAUGUCUGGAAUCGCCGCUGCCGUUGACCUCGGCGCCGAAUAUCCUGAAGACCUCGAGCAUGAUAAGUACGCAUUCUUGUGCUUCAGGCUUUACUAUCUGCUCGCCUAUGGAAAAUGGUACCGCCGCAACUUCACGAGGGGCAAAAAAGCACCUACCACUCAGCUUGCAAAGGACGGUGCUUCUUGGCCCUCUGGUCUUUAUGGUAGUGUGUACAAGGGUCCUGGUGUCGCUAAGCAAGAGAGACAGACGUGGAGGGAGGACAUGAAGAAGGGUGAGAGUACUGGCAAUCUUGCUGAGGGUAAUGCCCCGGGCCGUAGUCAGCCAUAAUUUAUGGCCAUUUGAUCGCGGACUAGGUGCUGUGUGAUUUGAAGACGAGACAAGGAUUACAGUGCAUCGCGACAACAAGUAAAAGAACCGCGUUCGUUAGAACACUACAUUUUAGCUCGGGUGCUUCGUGGGGGUGAUCUGCGAAAUCGUGCCUAUAGGGGCUAGGUUAGUUAAAUAGGAUCGUCCCACAUUUGUUAAUCUUAUCUGAUGCUUCCAAGCAUUCGG
Molecule: messenger RNA, 2397 nt
Organism: Truncatella angustata
Lineage: Eukaryota; Fungi; Ascomycota; Sordariomycetes; Amphisphaeriales; Sporocadaceae
Exons: 2
Coding region: 406-2172 (588 amino acids)
Molecular function (GO): oxidoreductase activity
Source: RefSeq, a predicted model, not a curated record